AUGCACGUCUCCAACUAUUCACGAAAAGUCCAGGACUACUCGUCGAUUUCUGCCCUGUGCGCUUCCCCUCUUUUGAAUCCUCUCUCAUCAGUGCUUACUUUCCAUAGCGAUGAUCGAAUUCCUGAUUAUUGGAUAGAUCAUGGUAUAUUUACAGCCGGCAACAAUAAUUUCAAUCGUAGACGGCAUCUCCAACCUGGCGACCUAAAUCCCGAGGAGUCUCCGGCAACGCAACGCACGCCGUUUCUGACAGAUGGAAGUCACAUGGGUGACGGCGGCAGGGCGCUGGAGACAGCUGGCGAGACCGCUUUAAUUCCACAAAGGUUGUUGCAAGGUCUUCUUCCACCCAUUUGUUGCACUCACGUUCAUGUUUCCAGGGCCAGCGACUACUUGAGUGGGGAUUCUUUUGAGAUAGUCGCCCCUUCCGACCCGCUUCCAUUGACUGAACGCGUUGAAGGAUAUGAUGAUACCUGGUCAGAACUGGACGCCUUUAUCCUCGCAUUACCCAAUCCACGGAUGAUGAGGUCUGAUGCGAACUUCAACGAACAGGUUCUUGAGACCAUGGCAGAGAACGUCGAGCUGACGUUGUCAACGAAUGUCACCAACCCUCUCCCCAACUCCCAAGGACGCGAUAACGUCAUGGAGUCGACUGGUACCGCGAAUUUCUCAGUAAACGACUAUCUCCAAGGCACUCCAAUAUAUCUCGACCAACUCAUCGCGAUGGAUGGGGUGACCACGCCCGUCGCCCACUUUCCGAUGGCUGGGUGGCAUCAAGGCAUCUACGGGCAACAGGCCUUUACCGCGCCUGCCACCAUGAGUCUCCAUUCGAAUGCCCAGAUGGGGGGUGGCUAUUCCCCGUACAAUCCUGUGGCUCAGGCCACGAUCGCGCCAAACAGCCAAAGCUACACUGGAGCAUGGAUGCCUGUGUAUGGGACGAAGCAGCCCCUCACCCAAGCUCCCUUUAAGGGGGCCUUUCCAGUUGAUGAGCAGCAAUCCCGUAAAUCGCCUGCUACCAUGAGCACUCAAGCCCCGCACCGUGAGAAACAACACAACCUAGGCGGACCUUUGUCGGCUUCACAUCGUACUCUGAUAUCAGGCGAGUCCGAGUUCUAUUGCCAAUGGGGGGACUGCUCCGAAGGUCCCAUGGCUGAAACAAAGAUCUUCGAACAUUUCCGAGGUCAUGGGGAAAAAGUCAAGGAGAAUGGCCGAGUCAAGGAGUGCAAGUGGGCAGGCUGCGAUCCUAAGCCAGGCGCGUUCCCAAUGACAUCCGACGGCUUCAGGCGCCACGUCAACGAAACCCAGUCGCAUGCCGGGAUUGGAGGCCUCACGAAAGUCACGUGUGAAAUGUGCGGCAUGAAGAGGUCAAAGAGGUCGAUGCCUAAUCACAAGAAGAUGUGCUCGGGAGCGUCGAAAGAGCCUGAGGGUAAAGGAAAGAAGAGGCAGGAUUGA
Molecule: messenger RNA, 1446 nt
Organism: Laccaria bicolor S238N-H82
Lineage: Eukaryota; Fungi; Basidiomycota; Agaricomycetes; Agaricales; Hydnangiaceae
Exons: 4
Coding region: 1-1446 (481 amino acids)
Source: RefSeq, a predicted model, not a curated record